This is a messenger RNA of Cucumis sativus (cucumber), 486 nucleotides long. Its product is annotated as E3 ubiquitin-protein ligase UPL6-like. The annotation marks the transcript as partial. Gene Ontology annotation, biological process: ubiquitin-dependent protein catabolic process; protein polyubiquitination. The transcript is spliced from 4 exons. The record is from RefSeq and is a predicted model, not a curated record. Gene Ontology annotation, molecular function: ubiquitin protein ligase activity. NCBI's taxonomy places the organism in Eukaryota, Viridiplantae, Streptophyta, Magnoliopsida, Cucurbitales, Cucurbitaceae.
UUGAAAACAUGUCCUCCUCAGAUACGACAGCAAAGUUCUCAUUUUUUGAGAGGGAUUCAGCAGCUUAUACAGAAAGAAUGGAUCAACAUGUUCAAUGAGCAUGAAUUCCAGCUUUCAAUAUCAGGUUCACUGGACAACUUGGAUGUUGAUGACCUACGGACACAUACUACUUAUUCAAGUGGUUAUCAUAGGGAGCAUUAUGUCAUUGAGAUGUUUUGGGAAGUUAUCAAAAGUUUCUCAAUGGAAAACCAAAAGAAAUUUCUGAAGUUUGUAACUGGUUACUCUCGAGGACCACUUCGUAUCCUCAUUAUUCUUAAUUAUUUGUUUUGGUUUCCCUUAAGGGGAUAAGUUGGUUCCUUCUAGAGCUUAAACUAAUUUAUCCUGCUAGCAAAAAUCAUGUGAAAAAGUAACUCAGUAUGAGACAAGGUACAUUUCUGACUAGUACUUUAUUGUGCAGAGACUGGCAGAUGGUUUAAGUAGCUUUAA